Molecule: messenger RNA, 990 nt
Organism: Ylistrum balloti
Lineage: Eukaryota; Metazoa; Mollusca; Bivalvia; Pectinida; Pectinidae
Product: organic solute transporter subunit alpha-like
Exons: 8
Coding region: 1-990 (329 amino acids)
Biological process (GO): transport
Molecular function (GO): transporter activity
Source: RefSeq, a predicted model, not a curated record
AUGAGUUGUUUGCAGGAUUAUCCUUACACGUCCGUGUUAUAUUCUGAGCUGAAUGGAGAGAGCGGCACAAUAGUUAUAACUGUGAUAGCAUGCAUUCUUUCUUUAUUCACUCUUCUGAUUUUCCUGGAAGAAGUCUGGUUCUUUUACAAGCAUCAUGACGAUAAAAAAACCCGACCCAAGAUCCUUUGCCUGUUGGCUGUUUAUCCGAUCAUCUCUUGCAAUUCACUGUUAAGCAUUAUGGUACCAAAGGCAACGCCCAUUGCAGAAUUCCUUAGUGCAUUAUUCCUGGCCUUUUGUAUCCUGCAGUUUAUUAAUCUUGUUGUUGAUUAUUUUGGCGGUACCAAAGCCAUGCUCCAUGCUUUCGAGGAAGAUACAGUAUCCUUUAGGACACCUCCGUGUUGCUGUUGCUGCUUUUGUCUAACCCAUGUUAAACUUACACGCAAAACGUUGAAGAUUAUCAAGAUCAUGGUAAUGCAGCUAUCUUUCAUACGUCCAGGUUUCUUGUAUGUGUUGAGUAUUCUACACAGUGAUGGCCGGUAUCACCUGGACCAAAGUUCGGAUCCAACAGAAACCUUUUUGUGGCUGAAAAUUCUCACCGUGAUUUCUACAAUAUUCGCCAUAUACGGACUUCUUGUGACUGUCUUCGCAGCACGACGGAAGCUAACUACCCCAAGGUUCAUGUUGAAAGCCGGCGCUCUCAAAAUCACACUUAUCGUGUUUGACAUUCAGCUGUCCGUCCUUUUCCUCCUUGCUAACUUUGAUCGGAUUUCGUGUGAGGGUAGCCGGGGUUCAUUUGUAAGGGCAUCUAGUAUUCACAACUUCAUGCUUGUCAUAGAGACAUUCCUGCUGGCGAUAAUAGCCCGAUUUGCAUACCGUUUUAAGGAACAACAGAACACCACACCUGACAACAAAGAACUGAAAGGGAAAAGUAAUUUCAUAGACGAGCCGGACACUCUUGAGAGCAAUGCCUAUUCAUGUGGAAAAAAUUGA